CAGUUUGUGUAGUAAAAGCGAUCGCGAAAAGAGUUUCCAUCAUUGGAGAAAAUCAAUAUAAAUAAAAAAAAACAUAAUAAAAAAAUAAUAUAUAGUGUAAGUGUCAGCGCCGUUCACAUUGCGACACAAACACACUCGCUGCAGUGUUGCUGGUGCAUAAAAGUAAUUGUUCACUUUCCGUUUAAUUAUAUAACAGCUUUGGUGUUGCGUACAGUCGUAUAGUUCAAUUGUUGACGUGAUCGCAGAGGAGAGUGAAACACGUUUGGUUUUUCGUUUAAUUGUUUUUCUUCAAUAUGUGGUUCUUCCUCAUUUCCUUUGUUAUCGUAUUGUUGAUUUUACUGUAUUUGGAUGGCGUAAAACCAGCAAAUUUUCCACCCGGCCCGAAAUGGUAUCCUAUCAUUGGAAGUGCAUUGGAAAUGCACAACAAACGCAUACAAACUGGAAUGCUGUGCAAAGCAACUAUGAGUAUGGCCAACAAGCAUGCAUCGAAUGGUGCGAUUGGAUUCAAGGUGGGCAAAGAUAAAAUCGUUGUUGCCGUGUCGGCCGAUGCAAUUCUCGAAAUGAUGUCGAAUGAAGAUUUGGACGGUCGACCGACAGGACCGUUUUUCACAACACGAACAUGGGGUCUACGGCGUGGCAUUCUACUCGUCGACGAAGUAUUUUGGCAAGAGCAACGCCGUUUCAUUAUGCGACAUUUAAAGGAAUUUGGUUUUGCACGCCGUGGAAUGGUCGACAUGAUACAAAAUGAAAGUGAACAUUUGUUGAACGAUUUCAAAAUGCUGUUACUGCGACAGAAUGGACGAGCAAUGGUUUCGAUGCGUGAUGCAUUCAAUAUUUAUGUGUUGAAUACGCUAUGGACAAUGAUGGCCGGAAUUCGUUACAAUCAAGAAAACAAAGAGGUUCAACAUUUGCAAGGAAUGCUCUACACAUUGUUCACCAAAAUCGAUAUGGUCGGAGCGCUUUUCAGUCAUUUUCCAUUUUUACGCUUUUUGGCACCGAACUUUUCCGGUUACACGCAAUUUAAAGACAUUCAUAAAAUGCUGUACAGCUUUCUUGGCGAAGAACUGGAAAAUCAUAAGCGAAAUUUUAAAAUGGAAAAUGAACCACGUGAUUUAAUGGACGUAUAUUUGCAAGCAAUCAACAGUACCGACACACACACGGACAAUUUCAGUGAAAAACAAUUGUUAGCUGUUUGUCUGGAUAUGUUUAUCGCUGGCUCGGAAACGACAAAUAAAUCAAUGGGAUUUCUGAUGUUGCAUAUCAUACGAAAUCCAGAUGUUCAGGCAAAAAUGCAAGAAGAAAUCGAUCGGGUUAUUGGUCGUGAUCGUUUACCGACACUCGAAGAUCGUGCAAAGAUGCCAUACUGCGAGGCCACCGUUCUAGAAGCAAUCCGUAUGUUCAUGGGCUACACAUUUGGUAUUCCACAUCGUGCUUUGCGUGAUACCAAAUUCAGAGGCUUCAAUAUUCCCAAAAACACCAUGAUCAUCGCUUGCUUUUAUGGAAUGUCAUUUGAUAAAACGAUUUGGCCCGAUUCAGAUCCCGACUUUAAUUGCUUUAAAUUUUGUCCAGAUCGUUUUAUUAAGGAUGGCAAAAUCAUUAUACCUGAACGACAUUUUCCAUUUGGCGUUGGAAAGCAUCGUUGUAUGGGCGAAUUGAUGGCGCGAGCAAACAUUUUCUUAUUUACGACAACAUUAUUACAAAACUUUAAUUUUCUUGUUCCGAGUGGGCAUUCAAUUCCGACUGAUGAGCCAGUGGACGGAGCAACAGCUAGCAUACAAAACUACACGGCGCUUGUGAUAAAUCGAUAAGAAUCAACGUAUACAGAGAAAAAAAAAUUAAGAAAAUAAAAAAGCAACACAAUUUAGAAAUUUGCCUGAAUAUUACCAUUCGUAGAAUAACGAUUUUUUUGUGAACGAAAAGUGAAAAAGAAAAACCGUUGUAAACCGACAAUCUUCGUUACCGAUUUUUUUUUUUCUUGUGUUCAUAAACAUGCUUUUAUACUUAUAAUAUUUGAUUUGUGUGAAUAAACGGGGAACAUUACCGAAGAA
Molecule: messenger RNA, 2048 nt
Organism: Sitodiplosis mosellana (orange wheat blossom midge)
Lineage: Eukaryota; Metazoa; Arthropoda; Insecta; Diptera; Cecidomyiidae
Gene: Cyp303a1
Product: probable cytochrome P450 303a1
Exons: 4
Coding region: 294-1808 (504 amino acids)
Molecular function (GO): monooxygenase activity; heme binding; oxidoreductase activity, acting on paired donors, with incorporation or reduction of molecular oxygen
Source: RefSeq, a predicted model, not a curated record